AUGGCCGGCGAAGAAAGCGGCGGAGGCUCCAAUAGCACCCCUUCUUCUGCUACUGCUGCUUCUCCAAGUGAAAAUGAAGACGAUUCGAUGCUGGGAAAUGGGUAUCGUCUUCCUCCGACAGAGAUUAAGGAUAUUGUGGAUGCUCCUCCGCUUCCUGCAGUUUUACUCUCGCCACGCAGGGAUAAAAUACUGUUUAUCAAGCUGAGAGCUCUGCCUCCACUGGCAGUGCUAGCGUUACCAAAUAAAAAGUUGACCGGGAUUCGUAUUGAUGGAAAGUGGAAUAGUACAAGUCGGAUGUCAUUUUAUUUGGGUAUUGGUUUUGGCAUUGAGAUUCAUGAGUUGAGGCCUGAUGGUACACUUGCACUUGGGUCCGAGAAAGAGUUACAUGGGUACCCUGAGGGCGCUAAGAUCAAUGUCGUUUCAUGGUCGCAAGAUGGUAGGCAUUUAGCAUUCUGUGUCUGGGUUGAUGAUGAAGAAAAUCUAAGCGGUAAGAUUACAAUAUGGGUUGCUGAUGUAGAAACAGGUCAGGCUAGACCUUUGUUUCAGUCGCCAGAAAUAUGUCUGAAAGCGGUUCAUCAUAACAGUUAUGUUUGGGUUGAUAAUUCUACUCUUUUAGUUUCCACCAUCCCAUUGUCUCGUGGAGGCCUACCAAAUAAACCUUUCGUUCCUAGUCGCCCAAAGAUACAGUCCAAUGAGCAAAAAAACGUUAUUCAAGUUGGAACCUUCCCGGAUUUGCUAAAAGAUGAACACGAUGAAGAUUUGUUCGAUUACAAUGCAACUACGCAACUUGUAUUGGCUUCUUUAGAUGGGACAGUGAAGGAAAUCGGCCCACCAGCUGUGUAUAAAUCAUUGGACCCCUCUCCAGAUGGGAAAUAUCUCAUGAUUAGUUCAAUUCACAGACCGUACUCUUUCAUUGUACCAUGCAGAAGAUUUCCUAAGAAGGUAGAUUUGUGGACUGCUGAUGGGAAAUUUGUUAGGGAACUUUGUGAUUUGCCCCUUGCUGAGGACAUUCCCAUUGGAUUCAAUAGUGUGCGGAAAGGGAUGCGUUCAAUCAAAUGGAGACAAGAUAAGCCAUCAACACUUUACUGGGUAGAGACGCAAGAUGGAGGUGAUGCGAAUGUACAAGUUUCUCCACGUGAUAUAGUUUAUACACAGCCUGCUGAGCCACUAGAAGGUGAACAGCCAGCGAUCUUACACCAACUUAAUCUCCGUUAUGGAGGUAUUUGCUGGUGUGAUGAGUCACUGGCUCUAGUUUAUGAAUCUUGGGACAAGACAAGGCAAAGAAGAACCUGGGUGAUUUCUCCUGGAUCUAAAGAUGCUAGUCCACGCAUCCUUUUUGAUAGGUCAUCAGAAGAUGUGUACUCUGAUCCUGGCUCUCCAAUCCUGUGGACAACUCCUGCUGCAACUGCAACUCAUGUGAUUGCAAAGGUAAAUAAGGAAAAUGAUGAAAACACUUAUGUUUUACUGAACGGAAGUGAUGCUACACCAGAAGGGAACAUUCCAUUCCUUGAUUUGUAUGACAUAAAUACAGGCUGCAAAGAACGAAUAUGGCAGAGCGACAAAGAGAAAUAUUACGAGACUGUUGUUGCUUUUAUUUCUGAUCAGAAAGAAGGGGAUUUGCGACUCGAUCAGUUGAAAGUACUGACUUCCAAAGAGUCGAAAACUGAGAACCCUCAAUAUCACAUCCUGAGCUGGCCAGAGAAGCAAGCAUAUCAAAUUACGUAUUUCCCUCAUCCGUACCCAGAGCUGGCAUCACUGCGGAAAGAGAUGAUCAGGUACCCGAGAAAGGAUGGGGUGCAACUGACUGCAACAUUGUACCUGCCGCCGGGUUAUGAUCCGUCAAAAGAUGGUCCUCUUCCAUGUCUGGUUUGGUGUGACCCUGUCGAAUUUAAGAGCAAAGGUUCUCCUAAUAAAUUUGCUGGCAUAGGACCUACAUCACCCCUUCUUUGGCUUGCUAGAAGGUUUGCUAUUCUAUGCGGACCAACAAUUGGUGUAGGCAAUGAGGAGGCAAUUGACAGGCAUGUAGAGCAGUUGGUCUGGAGUGCAGAGGCUGCAGUUGAGGAAGUUAUCCGACGUGGAGUGGCUUAUCGAAACAAAAUUGCUGUUGGGGGACAUUCCCUUGGUGCUUUCAUGACUGCAAACCUCCUAGAACAUGCCCCGAAUCUUUUCAGUUGUGGAGUUGCUUGGUCUGGUGCUUACUACAAAACAUUUGCUCCUUUUGGUUUUGAGAAUGAAAACAGAACUCCUUGGGAGGACCCAACCACUCAUGUGGAGAUGAGUCCUUUCAUGUCAGCUAAUAGAAUAAAGAAGCCAAUAUUGCUUAUCCACGGAGAAGAUGACGAUAAUCCUCAUAGUUUGUCAAAGCAGUCAGAUCAUUUUUUCAGUGCUCUAAAAGGCCAAGGUGCUCUUUGUCGCCUAGUGAUUCUUCCAUUUGAGAGCCAUGUCUAUGCUGCAUGGGAGAGUAUCAUGCAUGUUCUUUGGGAAACUGAUAGAUGGCUGCAGAAAUAUUGUGUGUCAAAUACUACUGAUGUAAAAGCAGAUAUUAGCGCAUCUAAACGUGAUGCAAGUAAAGAUGCAACAGGUUCCGAAAGCAACAAACGCAUCAAAUUUACUUAA
Messenger RNA from Corylus avellana, 2616 nucleotides. The record is from RefSeq and is a predicted model, not a curated record. NCBI's taxonomy places the organism in Eukaryota, Viridiplantae, Streptophyta, Magnoliopsida, Fagales, Betulaceae.